Molecule: messenger RNA, 1879 nt
Organism: Diprion similis
Lineage: Eukaryota; Metazoa; Arthropoda; Insecta; Hymenoptera; Diprionidae
Gene: Usp39
Product: U4/U6.U5 tri-snRNP-associated protein 2
Exons: 10
Coding region: 50-1573 (507 amino acids)
Biological process (GO): mRNA processing; spliceosomal complex assembly; protein deubiquitination
Molecular function (GO): cysteine-type deubiquitinase activity; zinc ion binding
Source: RefSeq, a predicted model, not a curated record
AUAGUCGAAGAACCUCGAAAGUCGAGAGUCGAAAAACAAACAAAUAUCAAUGAUGGCGUCCAGUAAGCAAGGAAAUAAACUGAAGAGAAAAUUAGUCGAACACGGCAGUGAUUCGGACGACGAUAACGAUGCGCAGCAAAAAACCUAUAGAUCGAACUCAGAGGCUCCACGUCUGUGCCCUUACCUCGAUACGAUCAAUCGUCAAUUCUUGGAUUUUGAUUUUGAGAAAUUGUGUUCUGUGUCUCUUUCCAGAAUCAACGUUUACGCUUGUUUAGUUUGUGGUAAAUAUUUCCAAGGUAGAGGCACUAACACUCACGCCUAUACUCAUAGCGUCGCUGAAAGUCAUCACGUAUUUCUCAAUCUUCACACGCUCAAGUUUUAUUGUUUACCGGACAACUAUGAAAUUGUUGAUUCAUCCCUCGACGACAUAAAGUACGUUCUAAAUCCUACUUUUGAUAAAUGGCAAAUUUCUCAGCUUGACAAAAGUGACAAAUUAUCCAGAGCUAUCGAUGGCUCGAUGUAUUCACCUGGGAUAGUCGGAAUGAACAACAUCAAGGCAAAUGAUUAUUGCAACGUCAUUUUACAGGCAUUGUCUCACGUUACUCCACUGCGAGAUUUCUUCCUGAGAGAAUAUAAUUACUCCCACGUGAAACGACCACCAGGAGAUUCGUCGUACCUUCUAGUCCAGAGGUUCGGAGAGUUGAUGAGAAAGUUAUGGAAUCCCAGAAAUUUCAAGGCUCACGUUAGUCCGCAUGAAAUGCUUCAAGCUGUUGUAUUGUGGAGCAAGAAGAGAUUCCAAUUCACAGAACAAGGUGAUCCGGUGGAUUUUCUGUCCUGGUUUCUCAACGCUUUGCAUCUGGCACUGAAUGGGACUAAAAAAAAAGACUCCAGCAUUAUAUACAAAACAUUUCUUGGCCACAUGCGGAUUUAUACGCGGAAAAUACCGCCACUAGAACUGGAAGAGAGUCAACGAAGUGAGCUUCUGAAUACACUCGAGUAUGGAGAAACUGUAACUGAAAGUCCUUUUUUGUACCUGACUUGUGAUCUGCCCCCUCCUCCGCUCUUUAAGGACCAAUUUACGGAAAAUAUUAUUCCUCAGGUGAAUUUGUAUACAUUACUAAACAAGUUCAACGCAGUAGCCGAAAAAGAGUAUAAAACGUACAAGGAAAAUUUCAUGAAGAGGUUUGAAAUCACCGAACUACCGCCAUAUCUUAUUUUGUAUAUCAAGAGAUUUACGAAGAAUACUUUCUUCGUCGAGAAGAAUCCAACCAUCGUUAAUUUUCCCGUCAAAAAUGUAGAUUUCGGUGAUAUUCUUACACCGGAAGUCAAGGCUAGACACCCGUACACGACGUACGACUUGGUGGCGAACAUAGUUCACGACGGUGAGCCCGGUCAAGGAACGUACCGAGUUCACGUUUUGCACAGAGGCACAGGCCAGUGGUACGAGAUGCAGGAUUUACACGUGACGCAAAUAUUGCCGCAAAUGAUAACGCUGACCGAAGCUUACAUUCAGAUCUAUGAAUUGCGGAGAGAAGCUGGCUUCGAAACGGAAGGAUUCCAGACAGCGAAAUGAAUAAUUGUACAAACAGGGAGGAGGACGCCUGAUGAAACAUUUAAUAAAACAGAUGACGCACGCACCGGGUCGUUGAACCAAGGUAGCAAAGAAAGAGAAAAACAGUAAAUCGAUACUGGUGACGUAAUUUAUUGCCCAUCGAAUACAACUUUCAAUUUUUUUACGAGUAAUCGUGCCCUUGAAGACUGCGGUAAUUAGCAGCAAUCGUUCAGCGGCGAUAUUAGCAGGAAGAUAAGACGUAAUGUAGAAUAUUAAGAAACAAUAAUUUAUCUACAGGUAUUCUUGACGCAUAAAAAAAUCUGAUUU